ACAGCACAAAAUGACGGUGAGAGAUAACUAGCCAAUACAGCGAGCGCGCACGUUGUCCGCGAGCCUCUCAUGAGCACAGCAGCAGUUGCAUGGAACGCUUUCUCGCGCCCCAACAAUAGAGUGCUUCACCGGACCCGUUUUGAUGCCAAUUUCACCAAUAUUUACCCUGAGAUUCCCUUUGGAAAAAAGUGCCUGGAUUCUUCCCCGCCGCCGCCUCUUCCACCAGGAGUACAUUUGAUAUCAGGGACAGUAGGCUACAAUCAUGGAUCUGACCCGGGGAUUUAAAUUCUUGGACACGGUGGCAUGCUCUGCUGCUCAGUAAGGAUGGGAAGAAAAUAAGAGGAAUUUUAACAAACGUAUCAGGUAGUGGUGUCACAGCAGAAGGAUGCCGCUGGUGAAGCGCACCAUCGAGCCCAGGCACCUGUGCCACACGGUGCUGCCAAGGAACAUCAAGAAUGAGUUGGAGUGUGUGACUAACAUCUCCUUGGCCAACGUCAUACGCCAGCUCAGCAGCCUAAGUAAAUAUGCAGAAGACCUGUUUGGAGAGCUGUUCAACGAGGCUCACACCUUCUCUUUCCGGGUGAACUCCCUGCAAGAGCGUGUGGACCGCCUCUCCAUCAGUGUCACACAGCUGGACCCCAAAGAAGAGGAAUUGUCUCUUCAGGACAUCACCAUGAGGAAGGCUUUCAGGAGUUCCACCAUUCAGGACCAGCAGCUGUUUGACCGCAAGUCGCUGCCCGUCCCACUGCAGGAGUCCUUCCAGACAUGCGAGCAGCCGCCACCGCUCAACAUCCUCACGCCCUACAGGGACGAUGGAAAGGAGGGUUUGAAGUUUUACACCAAUCCUUCGUACUUCUUUGACCUGUGGAGAGAGAAGAUGCUGCAGGACACAGAGGACAAGAGGAAGGAGAGGCGGAAACAGAAGUUGCAGGACCCUCGCAUGUAUGAUCAGGUCUAUCGGUACUUAGACCUUCCAGGGCAGAUUAAGGCGAUAGACCGUCCGCAAGAGACGGACAAGAUACCGCGGGCGCCUCACGAUCGUAAGAAGGAGUGGCAGAAACUGGCACUGGGCGCAGAGCUCGCCCAAGACAUACCUGAGGACAAACACAGAGAGGCCAACGGAUCUGCAGGUUACCACGACAACAGGGUUCCCUUGUACUUGGAAGAUAUGGACGGGCCCUUCUCGCUGGCGGCGCUGCCCUACAGCCAGAUGAACGAGCUGCUGAACCGUACCGGGGACAGAAUGUAUUCGCGGCCCCACGACCCUCCACCGCCUCCACCUCUCAUGCACCCACUGGGAGAGAUCAAGCCACCCUCUGUGAUCAGUUCCAGUUCGGGUUUUUCCGACAGCAGACCCCAGUCUCCAGCACGGACAGGAGGCUUCAACUCCAACACUCCCCCUCCACCGCCUCCCCCUCUUCCCCCUCCGCCUCCCCCGUUACCCUCCUCAGGCCUGCGGGGCACUCCUCCUCCUCCCAUUCCUCCUCUACCAGUUCAGCAGCAUCCCCCGGCAAUCCCGCCUCCCCCUACUCCUCUCCAGAUCGCCCCGGGGGUGCUGCACCCGGCCCCUCCACCCGUGGCGCCGCCCCUCCACUGCUCCCCGGCCCGUCUCCAGCAGGUCCUGGACAGGGGUCUACCCACGGGCUCUGGGACCCAGUCGGAUGGCAGCAUCCUGCCUCCUCCUCCGCCACCUCCUCCUCUGCCCCACUCAGCGAGGAGCUCCUCACCCUGUCCGUCAGGCCCGCCACCUGUGCCCGCCUUCCCCUCAGCAGGAGCCAUGGCCUCCCCGCUACCCCAAGGGAGCAAGAGGCACCAUCCAGCCAAUCUGCCACCCAUCAGCGAUGCACGCAGUGUCCUGUUGGAAGCCAUCAGAAAAGGCAUCCAGCUGCGGAAAGUGGAGGAGCAACGAGAGCAAGAGGCUAAGCACGAGCGUGUUGGCAACGACGUGGCCACCAUCCUGUCACGCCGCAUCGCUGUGGAGUACUCAGACUCCGAGGACGAGUCCGAGUUUGACGAAGGAGACUGGAUGGAGUGAUGGCCGUCAGAGAGAUCGAAGUGGGAAAAAAGGCAGCGUUGGAGGCAGAGGACAAAUGUGUUAAGGUGCCCCCCCCACCCCCAACCCAACCCAACCCUGCACUCCACAUCUCGCCAUCGCAGUCCUUUCUACUCUGGAAAGAACGUUGUUGCCCACUUUUUUUCUUUUUUUUUUAAUCUCUGUCUCGUGGUUUGUCUUCGGAGGAGAACGUGUACGUCGCCCUCGUCUGUCGUCUAGUGUUCCAAGAGAAGUUUCUGCAUUCAUUCUUUUCUGCACUACCACACGACAUUGUUUCUUCUGGAUUUCUUGUGAUGAAAUCCCCCAUGUUUACUAUUGGUACACAUGAAAAUAACUUUUUUUGAAGAACCACAUUUUUCUUUCUUAUCUGUACGUCGAUGUAUAAAAAAAAAAGAAAAGAAAAUAGAAAAGGAAAAAAUGAAGGCAUGUUGCAUUUAUCCUGAGUUCUCCAGCACCGUUUUGCCACCUGGUGGCUGAACACGGCAUUGAAUGAAUGCCGUUUUAUUUCAUCAUCUUUCAUUUACCCUUUGUUCUUUGAAAAGCGGGCCAGUAGUUGCCUGACCACAACAUGAACUCGGUGUGAACAUCAGCUGGGUUGUCUUUUUCUGUUUUCUCUCUUGUUAUCAGGACUGACUUUACCACUUAGAACAAGCAAAAAGAUUGUGUUGGUAUGUCAUGUGAUGAUUGCCGUGUGGGUGAAAAUGAAGAAGGGGAAGCAUAUGUCUGCUUUGGCCACACGUGUGCAUAUCCAUCCACCUACAUCUAACUUUUACUCCAGGGAAAUGUAUGCCAAGAGAUUGAUCUUUUUGUCUGUUGAGGUUCUAAAAAAAAAAAACACUGAGCCAUUGGUUUUAAGCAUAUUGAGCUCCCAUCAUUUUCUCAAGUUCUUUGCCAU
Cottoperca gobio is the source of this 2948-nucleotide messenger RNA. It is a transcript of the gene wasf1, whose product is annotated as WASP family member 1. The record is from RefSeq and is a predicted model, not a curated record. NCBI's taxonomy places the organism in Eukaryota, Metazoa, Chordata, Actinopteri, Perciformes, Bovichtidae. Gene Ontology annotation, cellular component: lamellipodium; SCAR complex; cytoskeleton. Gene Ontology annotation, molecular function: protein kinase A regulatory subunit binding; actin binding; Arp2/3 complex binding. Gene Ontology annotation, biological process: actin cytoskeleton organization; positive regulation of Arp2/3 complex-mediated actin nucleation.